AAACAUUUUAAAAUCAACUUUCUUUUAUAAUAAUAUUAAUAUAAUAAUGUGUGUACAAAGUUUUAGUACUUAUUAAGUGACUUUAAAAUUAAAAAAGAACUGUUCAAAAGUGCACUAUUCUAUUAUUAUUACCGGGUACAAAAUACACGCGGGAAAUUUUGUUAUCAUUAAAAUAUUGAGAGUUAAUCAAAAUAAACUAUGUCUACACCUUGCGAACUUUCUGAGGAUGAAGACCCUAUCCAAGAAGCUCUUAUUUUCGAACAAAAUAUGUCUGAAGACACAGUUUUGAUAAGCAGUGAUGAUGAUUCAUUAAGUGCCACAACUUUCGACGAAAAUGAAAGUAUUAAAAUUGAAAACGAUCUUCCAAAUGUGAAUAUAAAAAAAACGAGAUCUGAUGUCAUUAAAAUUUUAUUCCCGAAUAGUAGUAAUAAUAAAGAAAAUAUUGUAACUAGUGUAAUUAAUAAGGUACAUCAUAGACCUUCACAAAAAAAACUAGACGAUGUUAAAAAUAUCUCUUCUAGUCCUAAAAAACCCGAAGAAAUAUCACCAGGCAUUAACAGGAUGAUAGAAGGCAUCACAGUGAACUUGCCAGUCAAACCUUAUGGAUGUCAAGUGGCUUUAAUGUCCAAGAUGAUAACAGCUAUAAAGAAAAAUCAAAACUGCCUGUUAGAGAGCCCCACGGGUACAGGAAAAACACUGGCGUUAUUAUGCAGUGCUUUAGCUUGGCAAAGAGCAGAGAGAAAUCGCAUUGGCAAAAUUCAAAUAGAAAAUUACUUCAGCGACUACCCCGAACUGAAGAAAAUGGAAGGCGCAGCGGAAUACAUCUCCACACCGCCGAAAGUGACGCCAGAGAAAUUCGAGAGACCAAUUUUUGGUGAAAAAAGUAUAUAUGACAAACCGGAUGUCAACGACACAAACAGUACUUUGUGUAGCAACAAGCGUGAGGAGCCAUCGCGGGGAGAUUCUCAAGAUUCUCCGGGUGUCUCUCAAGUUACGAUAUACGCGAAACGACAACGGUUGAACUCGAGUGAACAGGGCGAAUGCUCCAAGACAUCGCCAUCUACCACGCCCUUCAUGACCACGCCUGAAAAACCAACCGAUGCCGUGCUACCUAACACACCACAGAACGUGAGAUCUCUAUACAGCCUGGUCGACAACCUCCAACUGAGGACAUCCAUGAUUGUUAAUUCCAGCGUGCCCACCAUAUACUACGGCGCAAGGACUCACAAGCAGAUCCAGCAGGUGAUCAAGGAGUUCAAAAGGACUUCGUACUGUGGCGAGGCGACCAUGUCGGUGCUCUCCAGCAGGGAUUACAGCUGCAUCAGGGAAUUUGAUAAGAGCCAGUGGGGUACAAAGAACGACAUGUGUAGGGGGUGCAUCAAGGUAAAGGACUCUGGCGACAAAUCGAAGGGUGAAACGAAUUGCACGUUUUACAACAACCGAACUGCGCUUAACCAUCGCACUCUGCCGCCAGCGUUCGACUUGGAAGACUUAGUGGAUGCAGGACAUGAGAAGAUCGCAUGCCCAUAUUACGCCGCAAGGCAGAUGGCCAAUAUCGCCCACAUCGUGUUCUGUCCGUACAACUACUUGAUCGAACCCAGUAUUCGAAGCAGCAUGAAAAUAGAAUUGGAGAACAACAUUGUUAUCAUUGAUGAAGCCCACAACAUUGAGGACAUCUGUCGUGACGCAGCAUCCAUUACAUUUUCGCGAGACAACAUACUGGCAGCUAUAUCGGAAUUGGAAAAAGUGUCAGAGAAGCGGUACAGUAAUAGUGAAGCGCUUUCUUACAUCGAUCAGAUAUUAAAGACCUUCAAAAGUUGGGACUAUUGGUUCGCAAAUCAUUUACAAUUGCUAGCAGACAAACCUGCGAAGAACAAUGAAGUGGUACACACGUGGCAAGUCGAACACUUCGUGCAAACACUCGACAAUCAUAAUAUUGGACAAAAGCAAUUCACAGAAUACCAAAAUAGCGCAAGUACGUUCUGCCAACGUCUACGGGAUGACCCUCGCACGAUGGUUGGCAUCACUCAAGCUACAGGCACUCUUGUGGAAUCCAUAUUAAUGGCUCUCGGAUUCCUAUUUCGGUCGUCGGGAAUGUACUUGGAUGACUUCACACCAGCUCUAGUGAAGACUGUGGUCAUGAACGCAUCUUACGGGGCUAUGCAAUGGCGACGCUCGCAGUAUGCACAGAACGUAGAUAAAGAGCACAUAGAAUUACGACUAAUGUGUAUGAACCCGGCGGUUAUAUUCGAAGAUCUGAAGGCGGCCAGAUGCGUGGUGCUGGCAUCAGGCACUCUCACGCCUCUUAUUAGCUUGUACUCCGAACUGGCGACAGAAUUCCCUCUCAAAGUCAGCCCAGGACACGUCAUACCAAAAGACAGAGUGUGGGUGGGCUCACUGGGCUCAUGCAGACGUGGGCGACCACUCCAGUGUUGCAGCAAAGACACGUCGCAGCCGGAAGUACAAGACGCACUGGCGGACACGUUGUUACAUGUCUGCCGCGUUACACCCAACGGAGUGCUCUGUUUUCUACCGUCAUACAAACUCAUGGAGAAUCUCAAAAACAGGUGGAUAGAGACUGGCAUGUGGAAUAAACUCGACCAGUUAAAACAUGUAUUCACUGAGAACAGGAAUGUUCGGGACCACAAUGAUAUCAUGGACGAUUACUACAAAUAUUCAGAAUCGGCGAAAGGUGCUGUAUUAUUCGCAGUUUUCCGCGGCAAGGUCUCCGAGGGUAUGGACUUCAAGGACCACCAGGCCAGGGCUGUAGUCACGAUCGGAAUCCCGUAUCCAAAUAUGUUCGAUAUGGCCGUGCAAGCCAAAGUAACAUAUAACGACAAGUACAGCCAGUCAAGAGGUCUGCUGCCGAAAAGUGACUGGCUUCAGGUUCAAGCGUACAGGGCCCUGAACCAAGCAGUGGGUCGGUGCGUGCGUCACAGUGCUGACUGGGGCGCUGUGCUAUUAGUGGACGCUCGGUUCCAGCAGCCAUACUUCACGAAGCACCUCUCCGGCUGGGUGCGAAACCUUUUGGGUAACAAUCACCAUACGUUCAACAGUCUAGUCAACAGUCCUAACAGUUUGGAGUCCUUCAUGCAAUAUAUGAAAAUCUCAGAAAAUGAAAAGAUAUGAUACAGUUUCUCACUUUAGUAUGUACAUUUACAUAUUUUUCAUAGCCAUAAGUUUCACAUUGUUUUAGUCAUCAAAUAGUAAUAUAAAUAAUAGCAACCAUUGUUACUGAUCUACAGAUAAAAUCCUGAAUGUAUGAAAAUAAUUUGUACUGUUUUUUUAUUAUGUAUAAAACAUAUUCGUAUUACUACUACUAACUUAUCGAUUUAACAAUGAUUAUCUAGUUUAAAAAAUAAAACCGUAUGGCUCAGUCGGGAAAAUAUAAGGUUCCAUUUUCCAAUAGGACAUAUUUCUGACAUUAUUUUCCAAAAACAUAUUUUUAUAACAUAAUUAUUAUACCGGAUGAUAAAUAUAAUAGUGCGUGUGGCAAAGAGAUGGCAUAAUAGGUACAAUUUAAUACAUAUUAACUGUUACUUGUUAUUUUUUUAUUUUAGGAAGACCAUUUCGAUAAUUAAACAAUUAUUAGCUUUUGUUUAAAAAAAUUAUCAUGUUAGACCGUAAUAUUUUUUGACAAUUCACAAAGUUAUGAAGAGGCGGUCAAUUCGCACACAACGUGGUCUGCGGAACUUUUUCCUGUAUUUUAUGAGUAAAUCUAAACCGCUUAAUAUUAAUUGUAGUCACAGUUUGACUACAUACUUAUAAUACCUUUAUAUAACAUAAAUGCCCUAAUUUUCUCCGUACGGCAAUAUUAUCACCCGGAAUAUUCACAGUUGUAAUUGAUAAUGAGCAGUAAUAUAAAUUAUUUUAACUACAUUUUUAGUUCAUAGACAAAUGCAUUAACUAUACAAUUAUUUAUAAAAUUGUUUGUGUGGUGACGCAGUCAGAAUAAUACAAUAUAUCUUCACCUCAAAUUUGUCCCACGGAGGUAAUAAAAACUCUAAGAAAAGAACACAUGUAUACAUCAAGAAUAGAGAAGGAUAAUUCGAAAUAAAUCUAGAUAUACCAUGUCGCUUUACUAGCAUAAUAAUAGUCUAAAAGCAUGGUGUGCCUAUGAAUGUGCUAUUGCGAAUACAUAAUGCAUAUAUUUCUAUAGUGUUAGCCAUAAUAUUUCACACUGUUUUACUGAUCGAAUAGAUAAAUAAUGAUUUUACUCAUCUACAGAUAGAAACCUUAAUUUAUGAAAAUAAUUUGUACUUUUAUUUUAUUAUGCGCACACUAAAUCAAGAUCUUCAUCAUCAUCAGAAUCAUAAAGAAUAGAUAAGGAUAACUCGAAAUAAAUCUAAAUAUACCAUGGCGCUUUACUACCGCAUGGCACAAUAAUGGAUUAUUAUCAGGACGAAUAUUUUGAAACAGACCUAAACGGUACGGAAGUUUAUACAUUAUGUUAUUAAUUUUAAAUAAUGUUUUAUUUAUUUAUUUAUAAUAAUAAUAAUAUAGCCCUUUAUUCUGAAAUUUACAAAUAUUUUUA
Molecule: messenger RNA, 4534 nt
Organism: Achroia grisella
Lineage: Eukaryota; Metazoa; Arthropoda; Insecta; Lepidoptera; Pyralidae
Product: Fanconi anemia group J protein homolog
Exons: 19
Coding region: 199-3129 (976 amino acids)
Biological process (GO): double-strand break repair involved in meiotic recombination; nucleotide-excision repair
Cellular component (GO): nucleus
Molecular function (GO): ATP binding; DNA binding; hydrolase activity, acting on acid anhydrides, in phosphorus-containing anhydrides
Source: RefSeq, a predicted model, not a curated record